UGACAGCCCGCUGUACGUUGGUUUAACGUCAUUGCACGUAAUGCAACGUGGAAAAAAAAUAAUAAACACAAAAUCCAUCAUGGCGGCUGACAGUGAUCCCGAGUCGGAGGUGUUUGAGAUCACGGAUUUCACCACCGCGUCGGAGUGGGAAAGGUUCGUGUCCAGAGUUGAGGAGGUGUUGAAUGACUGGAAGCUGAUUGGCAACUCUACAGCCAAGUCCCCAGAGAAGGGUGAAUAUACCAGCGGCACCUGGGGGGAGAAGACUCUGGAUAUCAACUUUGCAGAUUUCAAGUUCUCCAUAACGCAUCACUUCCUGAAGCAGGAGUCUGAUGACUUGGCGGAUGGGAAGGAGGCCGCAGAGGAGGAUGCCUUCCCCAUGGCCAUGCAAGACCUCCUCUGUAUGAACAACGACUUCCCUCCCCGGGCCCACUGCCUGGUCAGAUGGUAUGGCAUGAGAGAGUUUGUGGUCAUAUCCCCAGGAGCAAACUGUGAGGCCAUCGUCAGUGAGUCCAAGUGCAACCUUCUCUUCAGCUCCAUCUCCAUCUCCCUGGCCAACACUGGCUGCCAGGUGCCUGUGUUCGUCCAGAUUCAGCAGAAGUGGCGCAGGAUGUACGCCGGGGAGUGUCAGGGCCCGGGGGUGCGGACCGACUUUGAGAUGGUGCACCUGCGCAAGGUCCCCAACCAGUACAACCACCUCGCCGGCCUGCUGGACAUCUUCAAGUCCAAGAUAGGCUGCCCUCUGACCCCCCUGCCCCCCAUCAACAUCUCCAUCCGCUUCACCUACGUCCUGCAGGACUGGCAGCAGUACUCAUGGCCCCAGCAGCCCCCUGACUUCGACGCUCUCCUCGGAGGCGAGGUGGGAGGCGUGGAGUUCGGGAAGCUUCCUUUCGGCGCCUGUGAGGAUCCAAUCAGUGAGCUUCACCUGGCCACCACGUGGCCUCACCUCACCGAGGGCAUCGUCGUGGACAAUGACGUCUACUCUGACCUGGACCCUCUCCAGGCCCCUCAUUGGUCUGUGCGAGUCCGCAAGGCUGACAACCCCCAAUGCCUGCUGGGAGACUUCCUGACGGAGUUCUUCAAGCUGUGCUGCAGGAAGGAGACCACCGAGGAGGUGCUGGGCCGAGGGGCGGCCGAGGACGAGGGCAAAGACAACAGUGACAUCACGGCCGCCCUGUCGAAGCUCACGGAGCCUGCGGCGGUGCCCAUCCCCAAGCUGUCCGUGUCCAACAUGGUGCACAGCGCCCGCAGACGCAUCCGCCGCCACCGCCGCGUCGACGAGUCUCCGCUCAGCAACGACGUCCUCAACUCCAUACUGCUGUAUCUGUUUCCCGACGCGGCGGUGGAGAAGACGUCCUCCGAGGCGAGCGAGAGCAAGGCCCCGCAGUCGAGCACAGAUGGAAAAGGGGAGCAGGAGAAGGACUCGGACUACAACCUGUUUAACCAGCUGAAGUCAGCGCCCAGCGACAGCCUGACGUACCGCCUGGCUCUGUGCGUGUGCCUGGUGAACUUCUACCACGGCGGGCUGAGGGCCGUGGCUCACCUGUGGCAGGAGUUCGUCCUGGAGAUGCGCUACCGCUGGGAGAACAACCACCUGGUGUACGGGUUGGCCGGUGGCUCCCCUGACCUCCGCUGCUGCCUCCUGCACCAGAAACUUCAGAUGCUCAACUGCUGCAUCGAGAGGAGGCGGGCGAGGGAUGGUGGGCGGCGGGCCCCAGGGCCCGGGAGGGACAGGAAGGCGCCCGGACGCCUGGGCCCCGACAGCGCCGCGCCCGCCGCGGACGGCAGAGAGGUGUCCUCCGGGAAGUCUUGGGACUCGUGGAGCGACAGCGAGGAGGAGUUCUUCGAGUGUCUGAGCGAUACGGACGAGCUGAAGGAGACCAGGGAGCCCAGCAGGAGCAGGGCCGAGGGGCGGCUGCACCCCCACGGAAACAUGACCCUGAUCCACUCCCAGGAGCCCCUCUACAUCCCCGUCACUCAGGAGCCCGCUCCCAUGACAGAGGACCUGCUGGAGGAGCAGUCGGAGGUGCUGGCCAAGCUGGGCACGUCAGCCGAGGGAGCCCACCUCCGCGCCCGCAUGCAGAGCGCCUGCCUGCUGUCAGACAUGGAGUCCUUUAAGGCUGCUAACCCAGGCUGUGCCCUGGAGGACUUUGUGCGCUGGUACUCCCCCAGGGACUACGUGGAGGAGGAGGCGGUGGACGAGCGUGGCGAGGCAGUGGUGCGUGGUGAGCUCAGCGCGCGGAUGAAGAUCCCCGGGAACAUGUGGUCGGAGGCGUGGGACACCGCCAAGGUCACGCCCGCUCGCCGCCAGAGGCGCCUGUUUGACGACACCAAGGAGGCGGAGAAGGUGCUGCACUACCUGUCGGUCCAGAAGCCUGCCGACCUGACCCGUCACCUGCUGCCCUGCGUCCUGCACGCCGCCAUCCUCAAGGAGAAGGAGGAGGAGUCAGUGGAGGAUAUCCCGUCGCUGAGGAAGUUGAUCCUGCAGGUGACGUCUCAUGCUAGCAAGCUGCUGCGACACCCCAGCCCAGACUACAAGAAGCUGGAGGAGGUGAUCAACCAGCUGAUGGUGGUGGAGGCGUUCAUCGCCCGCGCCCGCUCCCUCAAGGCCAAGUUUGGCAUCGGCAAGGGAGAGGGGGGGGAGGAGGGGGAGGAGCUGGAGAGGUUUGUGGGCUCCCUGCUGGAGGAGCCUGAGGUGCUGGUCCUGGGAGCAGGACGAGGACCGGCCGGCAGCAUCAUCCACAAGCUGUUCGUCAGCGCACAGAGGCUGUCUGACUACACCAGCGAUGAGGCCGCGCUAUUGGCCCCGAUGGACGAAGACGCCGGACGGGCGGGCGGUUCGGAGGACCGGCGGUUAGCGGGCGGGGCUGGGGUGCCUGACUUCCCCUCCCCGGCCGGGCGGGAGAUCCUGCUGAGGACGUGCGUGCCCAGGCCCGCGCCGUACUCCAAGGCCCUCCCCCAGCGGCUGUUCUGCGUGCUGAUGAGGGAGGACUUCAGGCUGGCCGGGGCCUUCUCCUCAGACACCUCCUUCUUCUGAGGGGGGGCGGCUCUGGAGGGGGGGUGGACUUCGUCUGACGCUCGAG
Osmerus eperlanus (European smelt) is the source of this 3080-nucleotide messenger RNA. It is a transcript of the gene rab3gap1, whose product is annotated as RAB3 GTPase activating protein subunit 1. Gene Ontology annotation, molecular function: GTPase activator activity. Gene Ontology annotation, biological process: positive regulation of GTPase activity. The record is from RefSeq and is a predicted model, not a curated record. Lineage: Eukaryota; Metazoa; Chordata; Actinopteri; Osmeriformes; Osmeridae.